AUGGAGAAAAACGGGGGAGAAGAUUGGAGGGAUAUGGUGCGGAAGAUGCUUCCCCCGGGGGCUUCCAUUCCCGAUGACGAUAAAUUGGAUUACUCCAUAGCCAUGGAAUAUAAUGGCCCUCCAAUUUCAUAUGAGCUUCCCAGUGUAAAACCCCUUGAUGUGAAUUCAGAUGCUAUUCCAACUGCUGAACCUGUUUCAGAAUCUACGAUAUCAUUGUCUCGUGAUAUGGCCCCUGUAAUGGAACCAAUUUCUUUGCCGCUUUCUCGUAUUGCAGGUGUCACAAGUCCACCUAAUCAAAGUCCUAGGAUGUCAGGAAGUUCUGUAUCUGAGGUUUCUGUCUUACAAAAUGCUGAUUUUUCUUCCCCUUCACCUUCAGCUUCCCCAGGGUCGGUGCACAAUCCUGAUAUUAACUCUUCAAAAGAGCCUGCCAAUAGAGGAAGAAGAGCAACAUUGGUCACUUUUAAUACUGUUAAUAGAUCAGAAAGGAGAGUGGUAGAUGUAGAACAACAAGUGUUUCCGGAGUUUAUUUCUAUGACCAAAGAAAAGAAGAAGAGGAAGAAAACAAGAGUGUGUUAUAGGUGUGGAAAGGGAAAGUGGGAGACCAAGGAGUCAUGCUUAGCUUGUGAUGCAAAGUAUUGCAGCAGCUGUGUGCUUAGAGUAAUGGGUUCGAUGCCAGAAGGGCGCAAAUGUGUGACGUGCAUUGGUGAGCCGAUUGACGAGUUGAAACGAUUCAAAUUGGGUAAACAUUCAAGGGUAUUGUCACGAUUACUUAGUCCUUUGGAGGUAAAAAAUAUAAUGAAAUCAGAGAAAGAAUGUUCUGCUAAUCAGCUUCGACCAGAGCAGCUGAUCGUUAAUGGAUACCCCUUAAAACAAGAAGAGAUGGCAGAACUUUUUGGAUGCCCUUUACCUCCUUGGAAAUUGAAGCCAGGAAGAUAUUGGUAUGACAAGGAAUCAGGUCUCUGGGGAAAGGAGGGAGAAAAACCAGAUAGAAUUAUAAGUUCGAACAUAAACUUCACAGGGAAACUUAGUCCACAUGCAAGCAACGGGAACACUGAGGUUUACAUGAAUGGUCGACAAAUUACAAAACUUGAACUGAGAGUGCUGAAGCUCGCGAAGGUGCAAUGUCCUCGUGAUACCCAUUUCUGGGUAUAUGAUGAUGGUCGAUAUGAGGAGGAAGGACAAAACAAUAUCAGAGGAAAUAUAUGGGAAAAGGCAUCUACGCGUUUUGUCUGCUCCUUGUUCUCUCUGCCUGUACCCCAAGGUCAGCCUCAUGGACAGAGGGACGAGACUAGCAAUUAUUCUACUGUACCUAAUUAUCUAGAGCAGAAAAAAAUUCAGAAGCUUCUUCUGCUAGGACUACAAGGUUCUGGGACCAGCACUAUUUUCAAACAGGCCAAAAUUUUGUAUGGCAACAAGUUUACUACUGAAGAAUUGCAGGAUAUUAAGCUCAUGAUACAGAGCAAUAUAUACAGGUAUCUCAGUAUUCUACUUGAUGGGCGGGAACGCUUUGAGGAGGAGGCCUUGUCAAAGACAAAAGAAGAAGAUUCUCAUGAAAAAAUCUGUGAAACAGGUCGAGCAAACGGAAGUACUCAAUGUGUCUAUUUCCUCAAUCCGAGGUUGAAGAAUUUUUCUGACUGGCUGCUGGAUAUCAUUGCCACUGGAGAUUUGGAUGCAUUCUUCCCUGCUGCUACACGCGAAUAUGCUCCGCUCGUUGAAGAAGUGUGGAGAGAUCCUGCUAUACAGGAGACCUAUAGGAGAAAAGAUGAGCUCCACUUCCUACCAGAUGUCGCAGAAUACUUCUUGAGCAGGGCGGUUGAGAUAUCAAGUAAUGAAUAUGAGCCAUCUGAUCGGGACAUAUUAUACUGCGAAGGGGUCACACAAGGGAAUGGUUUGGCUAUUAUGGAGUUCUCCCUGGAUUAUCAUAGCCCAAUGUCUGAGACAUACUCACAAAAUAUGGAAUCUGCUCCCCCAUCAUUGUCCAGGUAUCAACUUAUUCGAGUAAAUGCCAAAGGAAUGACUGAAGGAUGCAAGUGGUUGGAGAUGUUCGAAGAUGUUCGUGCGGUAGUCUUCUGUAUUGCCCUGAGUGAUUAUGAUGAGGUGUGGCUUUCUCCGGAAAAUACUGGUAGCGGAGUCCUACUUCAAAAUAAGAUGAUUCAAAGUAGAGAACUCUUUGAAACAAUGAUCAGGCACCCUUGUUUCAAAGAUACCCCUUUUGUGUUGAUUUUGAACAAGUACGAUCUUUUUGAGGAGAAAAUUAACAGCGUGCCUUUGAGUACUUGUGAAUGGUUCACAGAUUUCAGUCCCGUCCGAACCCACCACAACAACCAAUCCUUGGCACACCAAGCUUAUUUCUAUAUAGCUAUGAAGUUUAAGGACCUCUUUGCUUCUCUCACUGGUCAAAAGCUCUUUGUUUGGCAAUCUCGGGCGAGAGACAGAGCUACAGUCGAUGAGGCAUUUAAGUACGUAAAGGAAGUCGUGAAGUGGGAUGACGAGAAGGAAGAUAACUAUUAUGGUGGUCAGGAUGACUCAUUUUACAGUACCACUGAAUUGAACUCCUCACCAAUUAUCCAUCAAGAAUAA
Molecule: messenger RNA, 2580 nt
Organism: Fraxinus pennsylvanica
Lineage: Eukaryota; Viridiplantae; Streptophyta; Magnoliopsida; Lamiales; Oleaceae
Source: the annotation of a GenBank genome assembly